AUGUGACUGGUCAUCUCUCGCUACGUCAUCACUCGACGAAUGCAUCAUGCCCUUCUUAACGCUAACUUAACGAACGCCAUAAAUCAUCUCGCCCCAUUACGGACUGUUACUCCAAGACGUAAAUGUCACCCGUGGUUUACCACGGCUCUUCGUGACCUCUUGACUGAACGGGACAGACUUUACAGAAGGUUUCGCAGAACUCGUCUACCUUGUGAUCGAUAUUUUUAUAGAGUAGCAAGGGACGACGCUCACAGACAGGUUGUGGAGGCCAGGCUGAAUUAUUAUUAUUCACGCCUGUCAACCCUAACUGAUGUCGCUGAGAUCUGGAGAGAGCUUGAGAACCUUGGAAUUACCACCUCUAAAGCAUCAUCACCUUCUCGCUUCUCUACAGAUGACCUCAACAAACACUUUAGUUCCAUCUCCAAUGAUCCACUGGCUCCUGCAGUUGAGAAUCGGACGUUUUGGCUGCUGUGUCGUACUUCCACACCCAGGCCAGAGGCAACGAUGGCAUCCCACAGGUUGUAAUUUCAAAGGCACUGUCCGUACUCGCUCCUUUACUAUGUCGGAUUUUCAACCUGUCCUUGAGCGAGUCACGCUUCCCCUCUGCCUGGAAGAUGUCGCUGGUACGAGCACUGAACAAGGUCAGUUCACCAACAGCCCUGACUGACUAUCGUCCAAUUUCUCUCCUCUGUUUUUUAUCAAAGGCGCUGGAGUGGCUGGUGCACAGGCAAGUCUCGGAAUAUCUUGAAUCAAGACUACUCAUUGACAACCUACAAACAGACUUCCGCACCGGUCACAGCACACAGUCUGGCUUAAUUAAACUGACUGAUGAUGUCAGGCUUAGCAUAAACAAAAAGAAAGCCACGCUUCUGUUUCUAUUUGAUUUCA
Molecule: messenger RNA, 888 nt
Organism: Nasonia vitripennis (jewel wasp)
Lineage: Eukaryota; Metazoa; Arthropoda; Insecta; Hymenoptera; Pteromalidae
Exons: 2
Coding region: 311-667 (118 amino acids)
Source: RefSeq, a predicted model, not a curated record